Leucoraja erinaceus (little skate) is the source of this 1047-nucleotide messenger RNA. RefSeq names its product mesenteric estrogen-dependent adipogenesis protein-like. The record is from RefSeq and is a predicted model, not a curated record. Bases 108 to 1001 code for a protein of 297 amino acids. The transcript has 5 exons. Lineage: Eukaryota; Metazoa; Chordata; Chondrichthyes; Rajiformes; Rajidae.
CAUACACAUUCACAGCUGUCUGCAACGCCUAGUGUUGCAGUGAUAUUGUGGGUGCCCCGCUCUCUGCUCUCUGCUGCCUGCUCUCCACUCCCCACUCUUCUCUCGCCAUGUCCGUGGAUCGAGCCGCCUUCUCAUCGAUGGGUUCAGAGGCCCCUCAAGCCCCUGCCACUGACCCUGACCCCGAGAUGGCCCUUCUGCCCAUCGAGUUGCUGCUCAGCUUGCACAGGUCACACUUCUGCCUGACGGGGAGGACCCUGGAAAUCCGCGGUGGAGCGGGAUCCGUAUACAACGUGAUCUCUGACGGACCGGUGGGUGUGGACGGACGGAUGUGUAAUGUGGUCAACUGUAUCCAGAGUACAGUUACACUGACUUCUCGUAAGGAAUACAACGAUUUUCAGAAAAUGAUCUUGAGUAAACUGAUGGUCUUUUUCACCUCUGUUGAGGUCACAGAAGGUUCUGCAAAAGUUUAUGCCGCCAUCGUCAACACUCACCAUCCCAAAAUGAGGCAAGAGAUUGAAGAUAGUCUGAAGAAUGUCACAGCAUCAGAAGCGAGUGGGAAAUAUGUGCUCCAGUUCUCUUUGCAAAACGCAGUCCGGUCGUGUUGCAGUUUGAAAGAUGUACAGGAGCGGGGUUUGGUUUUCACCUGCGUGUAUUUGAGUGACCCAUCCAACGUCUCCCGCGAGUGUACGACAAAAACAAAGGAACUGAAUGGAAAAAUGUUAAAUCUAUCUCCUGUAACAGAAGAUGAGAAAUGCAAAGUGAAGAAGUUGUUGGACAAGAUGAGUGAGCCUAUAGUUCAAAUGAACACUGGGUCUGUACAGAGCCCUGAUGAGGUUUCUUCGUAUCAGGCAGGCUGUUUGGAGGGUAAAGUGUCCAGUUCAACUCAACCGUACGCAAAGAGUUUGUCCAUAAAAGACGGAUCUUCCUCGCAGUUGACUGCAGUGAAUGAGAAAUCCUAUCUUCUUCAAUUCACACACCACUUGCCCAAAUACAUUGAAUGAAUGUCUGGAUGGAAAAAACAAAGCAAAUUAAACCCUUUCAAAUCCG